Rotaria sordida is the source of this 1080-nucleotide messenger RNA. The record is from the annotation of a GenBank genome assembly. NCBI's taxonomy places the organism in Eukaryota, Metazoa, Rotifera, Eurotatoria, Philodinida, Philodinidae.
AUGACGAAACAUUUUCUUCGAAAAUCUCAAAUAAAUUUUUAUUUUAAUCGUUAUUUACAUGAAAAAUCUCGUUUUGAAAAUGGUCCUAAUUUAGAAUAUUUUCUUAAACAACCAAAAUCAAAUGAUUAUCAGGGUAAUUUAAUAUUAGGUAAAGGUGAACAACGUCUUCGAAUUCCACCAUGGUUAAAAACUGAAAUACCUAUGGGAGAAAAUUUUACAAAAUUAAAAAAUACAAUGUCAAAAUUAAAUUUAAAUACAGUUUGUGUUGAAGCUAAAUGUCCAAAUAUUGGUGAAUGUUGGAAUGGUGGUGAAGAUCGUAUAGCAACAGCUACAAUUAUGUUGCUAGGUGAUGAAUGUACUCGUGGUUGCCGUUUUUGUUCAGUUAAAACUUCUCGUAAACCAUCACCACCUGAUCCAAAUGAACCAGAAAAUACAGCUAAAGCUAUAUGUUCAUGGGAUAUUGAUUAUAUUGUUUUAACAUCUGUUGAUCGUGAUGAUUUAUCAGAUCAAGGUUCAUCACAUAUAGCACAAACAAUAAGUUCAAUAAAACGACAAAAACCAAAUUUACUUAUUGAAUGUUUAACACCAGAUUUUCGUGGUGAUAAAAAAUGUAUUGAAACAAUUGUUAAAUCAAAUUUAGAUGUUUAUGCACAUAAUGUUGAAACUGUAAGAGAAUUACAAUCACAUGUUCGUGAUUAUCGUGCUAAUUUUGAACAAUCAUUAAAUGUUUUAAUUUAUGCAAAAGAACUAAAUCCAAAUUUAAUAACAAAAACUUCUUUAAUGUUAGGUUUAGGUGAAACAAAUGAACAAAUUCGAGAAACAAUGCGUCAAAUACGUACAUAUGCUAAUGUUGAUUGUUUAACAUUAGGACAAUAUAUGCAACCAACAAGGCGACAUUUAAAAGUUAAAGAAUUUAUUCGACCAGAAGUAUUUGAAGAAUUAAAAAAUUAUGGUGAAUCAAUUGGAUUUCUUUAUGUUGCAAGUGGACCACUUGUUAGAUCAUCUUAUCGAGCUGGAGAAUAUUUUAUUAAAAAUAUUCUUAAAACUAAACGUCAAAAAAAAGAAGCAGUUAAUGUUUGA